AUGUUUCUUCUAUACAAACCCCAAACCCUGCAGCUGAUUGUGGUCACUCCCAGCUUUGAAGCUGCCGAGCAAAAGUCUUUGGAAGCUCCAUUGCCGACCGCGUUGCCAAUACUUAAAGACGCCUAUCUCGCAUAUGCAGGGCGCUUGAAGGCAUUUCACGCUGACAAAACGGUGGAUGUGAAUGUGGACGCGAAUCUUCGCCAGGCAUCCUCCGCCAUGAGAACAUUGCGCAUGCUAUCGGUGACCAGCUCGGACGAUGCAGCGCUAUGCCUUAACCUGGGAACUGCAUUGGCACUGUAUAUCUACGCGGCAGUUGGAGUUGGCGUACCUGAGGUCUGCCACUAUUGCCUCAGCACGGCAAAGCCUUAUAUUCAACACACCGCUUCGAUCCCCGAAACGGAGCCACAGCUCAUCUUUCUUGUGCUGCUGGAGAUUAUGGACUGUGCGGUCUACCGCCGGAAGCCGACGCUGAGGAUCCAGUCGCCGCCUGCAGAAGGUGUCGAUCGCCACUUGGGGCUCUGCCUCCCGUUGCUUCCAUACUAUUACGACCUCUGCGCCAUCAGCCACUCAUUGGUCGAUGCCAGAAGCGCCAGUUUCAUCCGCACUCUGAAUCAGCAUCUUCGGAGUAUCCAGGCAGCUGUGAACGCAUGGCAGCCGUCUACACCUGAGCAUUUCGUCAAGGAGUUCUCAUCGCUUGAGGUGGUCCACCUCCUUGCACAAGCGAGGGUAUAUCGAUUGGCGGCGCUGUUGAUGGCUCACCGGUUGCAGCACAAUUUUGGCCAGGAGGACGGCCAGGCAGAUAUCUGGUCCCGAGAGGUGCUGAUGGAACUCGAGCUGGCUCGACGGACCACACAACGAUCGAUCCGGUUUGUGACGCUGCCAUUCAUCAUCGCUGCAAUCGAGAUUCGAGAUCCGACGGAACGGAACAAGGUAGUCCAGGAUGUGGACGAGUAUGUCGAUCGAUUCAUGCCGGUCGUGCAGGGAGUAACCAAAACAUUUUUGUCGCGGAUCUGGCGCCAGCGGGAUGCUCAGGAAAUAUCCUCCUGGUUCGACUCACUCCACAAACCAUGCGUUGUCAUGGACUAUCUCAGUGCUUCUGGCCGAGGGUGA
Molecule: messenger RNA, 1110 nt
Organism: Fonsecaea erecta
Lineage: Eukaryota; Fungi; Ascomycota; Eurotiomycetes; Chaetothyriales; Herpotrichiellaceae
Exons: 1
Coding region: 1-1110 (369 amino acids)
Source: RefSeq, a predicted model, not a curated record